UGCCUCCUGGAAAACUGGGAUCCUCAGGCCGGACUAGCCGGUAAGGUUGUCACUCCCCGUCCACUCCUGCGGGACAGGGGGCCCUGGGCGUCCAGUCCACAGCAUCCAGGGUCUCCGGCCCAGCUCCGCUGUGCCCAGCCUGCAGCCCCCCUUGCCCACAAGAUGAUCCGGACCCCCGCCCGGGCCCUGGGGAGCCGCAGACUCACCCUGGCUCACACUACAACCUCAGCAAGAAAUUGGCUGCGGGGCUUCCACAUGCACGUCCAUCCGACGGUGCGGGAAGCCCUGACACUGGGAAAGCCCGUGGUAGCCCUGGAGAGCGCCAUCGUGACCCACGGAAUGCCGUAUCCCCGGAAUCUGAGCGUGGCCCGAGCCGUCGAGGAGAUCGUGAGGACUCAGGGGGCCGUGCCGGCCACCGUGGGCGUGCUGGAUGGCAGGAUCCACGUCGGCCUCGGCGACCCCGAGCUGCGGGCCUUGGCGGAGAGGGAGGGGACGCUCAAGGUGUCCCGCAGGGACCUUCCCUACGUACGGAGCCAGGGCCUGUCCGGGGGCACCACCGUAUCGGCGACUAUGAUCGUGGCGAACAAGGCCGGGAUCCCCGUGUUUGUGACCGGAGGCAUCGGAGGCGUACAUCGAGAGGGAGAGAAGACCCUGGACGUGAGCGCUGACCUGACGGAGCUGGGCCGCACGCCCGUGGCUGUGGUUUCCGCCGGCGUCAAGUCGAUCUUGGACAUCGGCCGGACGCUGGAGUAUCUGGAGACUCAGGGGGUCUGCGUGGCGGCUUUUGGGGAGUCCCGGGAUUUCCCUGCCUUCUUCUGCCGCAAAAGCGGUUUCCAAGCCCCCUACCACGUGCCGACCGAGAAGGAAGCAGCCAAGCUCAUCGCCGGGGCUCUGGAGCUGGGCCUGGGCAGUGGCGUGCUGAUUGCCGUACCCGUCCCGCCAGAUCAAGCUGCGUCCGCGCAGGAGAUCGAAGAAGCCAUCCAACGGGCUCUGGGCGAGGCCAGGGUGAACGGGAUCGUGGGAAAGGAAUUGACGCCGUUUGUGCUCCGGAGGGUGAAUGAACUGAGCGGUGGCAAGUCCCUUGAAUCCAACAUGGCUCUGAUCCAGAACAACGCCAGAGUGGGCAGCCGAAUCGCCGUGGCCCUGAGCCAGCUCCAGAUGGCACCCGGUGGGGGGAACGAUGGAGGAGGGAGGAGGGCGCGGGGGGCCGCCCAGCCCGCCCAGCCGGUGGUCGUAGGAGGCAUCAACGUUGACUUCAUAGCGAAGCCGAAGAGCGGGCCCCUACAGGCGGAUGGCCAGACCCACCCUGGGAAGGUGAUCCAGUCCUUCGGGGGUGUCGGACGUAACCUGGCAGACUGCCUGAGUCGGCUGGGGUGGUCGCCCCUGUUCAUCUCCGCGCUGGGCAAGGAUGCACUUUCUCAGUCCGUGCUGCGCUACUGCAGCCACAUGGACAUGGGAGGGGUGGCCCAGCUGGAGGGGCACAGCACGGCCACCUACUGUGCCGUGGUCUCGGGCAGCGGGAAGCUCACCGUCGGCCUCGGAGACAUGGACGUCCACGAGCAGAUCACCCAGCAGCGGGUGUCCGCGUUCGAGGACCGCCUGCUCCGGGCCCCGCUCCUCUGCUUCGACGGGAACCUUCCGCUCGCCACCAUCCGCUACCUGUGCGACCUGGCCAGGGAGCACCGCAUUCCCGUGUGCUUUGAGCCCACGGAUGAGAACGAGGCCUCGAAGCCGUUCCUGUCGGACAGCUGGACGGCUCUGACCUACGCCUCUCCCAACCUGCGGGAACUGAGGGCCAUCGCCCGGGCGCUCGGGCACCCCGGCCCCGCAGAGGACACCCGAGGGACUGUUCGCGACCCACUACCCGGCACUCCCGGUCCCGGCCGCCGAGAUCGUCAACGAACUUGGAGCCGGAGACAGCUUUCUGGGGGGGAUGCUGGCGGGGCUGCUCUCCGGCCUCGGGACGGGCCCCUGCGUGGGCCUGGGGAUGCUGGCGGCCGGCUUCUCCCUGCGUUCCCCCUGGCCCAUCUCCCCACGGAUCAGCACCACCACCGUGAACCCGGAGCGGAUGAGGUCGGGCCACUGGCCGGAGCCACGCACCUGGAGGAUCGACUAGGGCUACCGUCGCGAGGAGGACAGUCGCCCCAUCGGGCCCCCAUCCUGACCCUUCCGGCUACCUCGGCCGGGGUCCCGAGACCCGGACCAGGCCCACCCCUCACUGUCUGGGGCAGGCAGAGGCCUCCGCCGGUUGCGCCGGGCCCCUUCUCGAUCCAUCAAUCAAUCAAUCAUAUUUAUUGAGCGCUUACUGUGUGCAGAGCACUGUACUAAGCGCUUGGGAAGUACAAGUUGGUGCCCAUUUGUCCCAGUCGGGGGGACGGAGAAAGGUAGUCCACAGUUCCCUCGGGACCCCCUUGCACUAACUUGAACUCAGCUGUCAGGAUGAGCAGCUGCUCUUUCCAUUCCUUCUCCUUGAUCCCAUUCCGUUCUCUCCUCCUCCGUUUCUUCUUCUUUCGGCUUCCCUCGGGAUCCCCCCUCCACCUGCCAUCACUUAACUUCUCUGAGUCUCAGUUCCCUCAUCUGAGAAGCAGCGUGGCUCAGUGGAAGGAUC
Molecule: messenger RNA, 2608 nt
Organism: Tachyglossus aculeatus (Australian echidna)
Lineage: Eukaryota; Metazoa; Chordata; Mammalia; Monotremata; Tachyglossidae
Product: pseudouridine-metabolizing bifunctional protein C1861.05-like
Exons: 18
Coding region: 163-2298 (711 amino acids)
Molecular function (GO): kinase activity; pseudouridylate synthase activity
Source: RefSeq, a predicted model, not a curated record